CCGUGCUGGUGGCUGAUGGGGAAGGAGCGGCGCGGCUCCGCGGUGGGGCUGGGGCGCGCUGUGCUCCCCCCUCACCGCUCUCCCCCCGCCGCUCUGCCGGAUCCUGGGGGAGGCGCCGAGGGGCGGGGAGCGGUGCUUACAGCCGGAGCCGCCCGGGGAAGGGGCGCGCAGCCAGGAGGGAGGGAAAGGCGGGCUGCUGAAACGAGGUGCCAAAAAUGUCCUGGCAUGGCUUGAUGUCUGCGCCCGGUCCGUCCUGACCCUGCGGCUCUGGAGGCCGGCGGCGGGCAGAGAGCUGAGCCCCACGCGGCCCUUGGUGGGGUUCCCUGUGCUCACAGCUGACCUCGGUGGCAGAGUAAAGUCCGUGGCGCGUCUGUGCCUAAAUAUCUUAGCCACAUCGUCUGGAUGAACCGCAGUGGAUGCAGCGGACAGCUCAGUAUGAGUUUUGUGGGAGCAAGUGAGCUGGCAGAGAGAUUGAGCUGAAUCCAGUGCAAGAUGUGAGCAAAGGUGAUCCCUGGGUUGAGGUUUCACCAAGGAAGUCUUGGUCUGGAAUGUGGUUUAAUGGCACAGGUGUCAUUGAUUAGAAAUGCUGUGUGCUGACAAACAUGUGGAAUCCUGUGUUGUCAGAGUCCUUAACAGAGCUGAGCAGCAGCAGUGGUCUGAGCUCAGCUUACCAUGGUGGGAAAUGGUCAUGAGGAUCCACGGUCAAUCUGCAGUUGGAAGAUGAAGAUACUCUGUUCUUAUCUGUAUCUUCUGGUUUUUAACGUUCGAGUACAAAGAAGUUGAUGUUGUGAGUAAUCACUACAGUUAAUGUUUGGUUUUGAAUGUGGUUCGCAUAUUUGUCCAAUUUCUUCAGUGCUGAAAGUAAUCUGUUAUUAAUUAUGUGACCAACAAGCUGUAAGUACAGGUUUGCACGUAGAAGCUGAUCAUGUGUCAGAAUCUUUGGCCCAAAUGUGAAAUACUAAAGGCACUCGCUCUGGAAGAUGCUGAAAUUUUACUGAGUUAACGUUUUCACGAGCUUCUUUGUGACUAUCUUUUAGGUAUUUUCUGAUCUAGCAUUGAAAAGUUAUUUAGCUUAACUGCAAUUAGGUGCUUUCAUCCCAAAUUUUUAUUUUGCUAUGCAUGCCUCUCUGCCCCCCAACCCCCCUUUUUUUUUAACAUGCGGUGCUACAGCUUUACUUUCUAAGUUUUAUACGAGAAGCAGCUAUACUUCUAAGAGUAUGCAUCAUGUAAACCCAGCAGGAUUUCCCAUGUCUGUAAACUUACUGGAUAGUUGAGCAUUUGCUGACAUGAGCUGCCAAUUGUUUUCUGUCUCUUAUAAUACUCCUUUGUAGAUCUACUGGUAUCUGGUUUGUCCCUGCUGCAUCUAUACAAUGCAUUCCUUCAUGUUUUGUGUAACAUCUUCCUCAGUCAUUUCUGUGUAUGUAAAUGCAGAAACUGGAAAGAGAAAAUUCUGUUUGUGAAUUGUCCCUCUUCCUGCCCUUACUUCUCCACCCUUCCAGUGUGGCUGGGAGGUUGGUCAUGAGCAGGAACUCAGAACAAUAUUGAUCACUGGUAUCCGGGAAUCCAGGGGGAAAAAGGCAAAAAUGAGCAGUGGAAAACAAUCUACGUGUUCUGACAACACAGAUUUAUGCUUUAAGACCCUUAGUAUGGGAGUGCUGAAUGUAGAAAAAGUAAAUGAACAUCUUGAGGUGCUGGUUGCAGAAGCAUGGAAGCUAACUGCCACUGGAAGAGGCUUGGGUGUUGGUUUGUGCCUUUUGUUACUUGUUCAGUUAUUUAAAUCUCCCCUAAUAGCGGUUAGCAACAUGCAAGCAGGGUGAAGUCUGAACCCAGAAGGGUUUUUGUCUCCUAUUAUUUGCCUUUUUUUUUUUUUUUUUUUUUAAACUUGUCUAACUCAAAGGAGAAUUACAUUAAAACAAAGUAUCUUUCACUGCUGACUGCUGUGGCUGUGUAACUCCUCUGGUCUAUGAGUGAUUCCUAUUGAUUUCUGCACUUAACAUUUGCAAGUGCUGCAUGUUUGUGUCACAAUGUUCUGCUUUCUAACAAUGUUUCAAGUAAGAGAUAAGAACUGAAAAAAGGUAAUUUAAAGUAAUGUAUUUAACGGGAAGUAGUUGUUUUAAGGUCCCAACUGAGAAGAGAUGAAUACUUCUGGUAUGUCUCAAAACUUGUUUUGUUCCCCAAGAGUUUAGUGUAGAAUGUUAUCUCCCUUUUUAUUUGCACAGUAUCUGGCAUACCAGUGGAGCCUAGAAAUUCAUAAUGUUUAGCAAAACGAGGAAAGAAAUCAAGUUUCACACGUUUCUGCUGUUUGCAGCGAUAGCCUGAUCAGCGUUUGCCCCUCAGCCUGCUGCCUUCCACAACUUUUACACUAGUUUUUAAAACAGCUUUCUGCAGCCAUUUGUCCCCAGUUUCUGGUUGCCAAAUGUUUUUUUUUGUUGUUGUUGUUGUAUUUUUUUUUUUUUUUGCUUCUUGCGCAAACUAGUUGUUAUUGCUGUGCUUAAAAGAGAGGGGUUAGAUGAGUUUUGGAGGUGUAUUUAGCAGCAGAUGUAUUGCAUGUUGUCCUUUUUUGUGACAAGAAUGCUGAAGAGUAUUUAAGUGUAUCCUUCAGCAUUUGACAGGUGACCAAGCUUUUGUUUGUUUAUGUAUUUUCUAAAGCAUUGAACAUUUUGUUACGAAGGUAGGCUGAUAUUAUUGCAAAUAAAUGUUUUUCAUGGCUUUGAUGCUUCAUGUUGCUGUGAGAAAGAUCCCUGUGCAGGGUUCAACAGAUAAUUGUGGAGAGCAGCGGUUCCAGUUUUUGUGCACGUGCUAUCUAUUUUGUAAAUGAGCAUUCAGCCAUUUGUGUGGCUGUUGGUCUGCCUUUUAAAAGCCGUCCUGUGCAUAACUUUCAAAACUCUUGUGAAAUCUCAGGAAUUAGACUGAUGUUGUAAACUAAAAAAAUUAGAUAGACUUCCAGAAUUAUUUGGAAGGGGAAAAUAUAUGUAUAUAAACUGAAGAAAUAGCACGGCUCCUUGUCGGAUGAGUAGGCUUUGCAGCUUUCCUCAGGUUUGUGAAAAAUCAAAAUGCAGUAACGUGUUAGACAUGUGUGAGGAGGAAAAGAGAACGUAUAUUUCUAGCCCAUCAUAGAACUGUGCGUGGACUAACACAGAAGCAGGAAAAGAGCCUCAGAGAUUCUUGCAAAACUGUGACAAAACUCCUUUGCAAAACCUGAUGAACUCAGCUGUAGCGUGGUGGAAUAAAACAAAAUCAGAGGUAGGGAAAAAAAAAAUGUCAACCUGUGGGACAAAGAGUUUAAGAAGCUGAAGUAUUAAAAUUCAAAUCUAAAAAUAUGUGUAAAUACGUUUUAUAACUUAAGUAGAAAAUAAAGUGAAACAGUAUAAAAUGAAGCUGAUCAAGGAGUUUACAGGAGCGUUCCUGAAGAUGACAAGAGAUUUGGGGAAUUCUACUGAAAAUAGAAAAUCCAGUUUUUUACCUAAGCCCGUACCUGUGUAUUUUGGAAUAAAUAGAAAGUUUUUGUUUUGCAUUUUUUAAAGCAGCUGUUUGGGUAACCUAGAGCAUGAAGACCACGAUGCCAGGUGGUUACAAGGCCUGCACACCAAGACUGGGAAUGCAGUUGAAGCUAAAGGAGCCUUGCUGUUCCGCUAGGGCUUUAAGAAAACUUCAGGAGCAUUUGACAAGUUCUACUCUAUUCAGUGGGAGGAAAAGAGGAAAUGUACUUGUGGUUUUUAUGCUUUACUGAAUGAUUAGGUUUUAAUUCAGCAGAAGUGUCCCAGAAGAACGUAGUGUAUUUCUUUCUUACACUCAAAAUAAGAAGCACCUAUGGUAGAAAGAGAGUAUUGUGGAAAACUUGCUACAGUGGAUGUGAGAGCUUUCGAGUCUGACGGUUUAAGUAGCGAAGAUGAAAGUGAGGACAGUUCUUGGGCAGGGGACUUCGAGAGGAAUGUGAUUCAUGGGGCACAGUGACUGGUGUAAUUACCAGUGCAGCUGCCGUAGUAACUUCUGCCAGUGCUAAAAAAGCCUGUCAUGCCCCGUGCUCUGCUGGUUGGAGCCUAAGUGAUAAUGAUGGCAGCAGCAGUGCCAACUUACAUCGCUGUAUGCGGAUGGAGCUCUUUCUGCCAGGUUUCAAAUUGAUGUAGAACCUUCACUUCAGGGAUUUCCUGAAGUGUUUACGCUGAGGAAAAACUCUGGAAUUGGAGGUGGCCAGGUUUUGUUUUGUGUUUUCUGUAAAGAAUAGCAAAAAAGUAGCAAUACAGUGGGAUUGAGUUAAUCUGAUAAUGGGUAAAACCUGUCAAAUUCAGGCAAGGAAAACCAAAUACUUUAACGCCUUCAAUUUUAACACUUUCAGCACAUGAAGUUUUAUUUUGGUAAUAAAUUCAUUUAUGUGAGUAUUGUAUUAAAUAAGGCUUUUGAACUUUUUGCUGUGAUAAUACUUUCCAGUUGUCGUUCUGUAAUAUCUGAAACGUCUGACCUGUGGUUCAAUGUUUGUUUCCAGUUAAGCCAAGAGAUGCAUUUCAGACCUGAUCCGGGAUGGAAUUUGGGGUGAGGAGCUCUUAAAGCGUUGGGACAGAAGAGUGGGAAGGAACGUUGUGCUAAACCAGGCUUCUUUCUCAUGUAAAUGUCUAGACCAAGUGAGGAAAAGCUUUCACUAGAGAGUGAUGGGAAUUUUGAAAUAUUAACCACAAAAUGUUAUUUUCUGUCACUAAUGUGCAUCAUCAAAACUCACUUCCGCAGCACUUGACAAAUGCAGUUUACAUUUAAAAUUGAAGUGGAUUGCCUCAAGUCUUGUAUCAGUCUCGCAUCGAAGAUGGUAGAAUUUCCUAGAAUUCAGGAGCUCUGAUACUUACUGUCAGAGCAAUCUGUGUAACUGCCUAGCCCCGACAUCUGCAUUAGCAGGUCGUAACAUUUCACCUGUGCAGUAGAAAUAAUCAUUCUGUCCUAUUUAAGAGAACACUUAGCUUCUUUCCUAGCUGUUCUAAGUAUAAACCAUAAAUACAUACACAUGCAAUGCUCCUGAUUUCUUUCAGUCUUCCUUAUCCUCUUCAAAGAGCUUCCAGAUCUUGCUCUUUUCAACCUUUUAUUUACCUUUCGUUUCGUCGCUGUCAUUUCCAUCUCCUGUUUUUAAGAGCCUGCCUCCCUCAGGUUGUUCGGCGUUCUUCACCAACUGUGUUUGUGUCUCGAUUCAAGAAAGAGAUGGAAGAGGGAAUCACGAGUUCCUGUAUCCAAAGGUAUCAGAAGAUGGUUAGCUAAUUUAUGAAAACAUUCUGUAAUCAUUCCUCACUGUUGUUCCCGUUGACUGAUGGUACGAGUUCUACAGGCUUAAAUCCAGGCACCAGAUGAGUCCUAAAAUAACACUGCAGAGUUUCUCUUUGUGCUGCAACAGACUCCAUGUGCUCAUCCCAAGCGCCUGCUGACUGCAACCUGAGUGUCAGUAAGUACUGUAGUUCUGUGGCUUAUGUGUCCAGCAUGUAUAGAUGUAUACACUGGGGCUCAGCCCUAAUAAAAUGACCUUUUUUGUGGAAGUUUUAUUGCAUAUUGUCUUUGUCAUAGGUGGCUAUUAGUUUAUGGAAUGACAGUCACAUGGCAUUUUUGAAAAUGCCGUUAAAUAUUAAGAUUCUCAUUUUGCUUGAAGGUUGUGGUUGCUUUUUGGUUUUAAUAAUGAAAACCUCAAGCCUGAAAAUGGUAGUUCAGUCCUUUUCCCAUGUCAUCUUUGAGCCUUUUUCCAAUAUGGAAAGCAGGGCAAGAACUGAUUAUGUUGUAAAAAUUAAAAUAAUCUCCGUUUAAAGCCUAUGAAGUAAAAAAUAGUUCUGGUUUUAAAAUGAAAAAUACUAUUUUAGUUGUUAUAAAAGGAGAUGGGUUCACCUCAGAGCUGACUUUUUUCCCCCCUCAACAAUUAGGUAUUUACAGUCUCCAAAAGAGGUUAACAAAUAGAAAAGAAUAGUUCAAUUGGAAGGGGCCAACAAAGGUAAUCAUGUCCCCAUUUGCAUAACCACCUCAGGGCUGACCAAAAGUUUGAGCAGGUUUUGACAGUCAUUUAGUAUUUUGGCUGGUUUUUUGUUUUUUGAUGGUUUUGGGGUUUUUUUGUUUUUUUUUUUGCUAAUGUGUGGAGGUGUAAUGUGGUGUGUGCCCACUGCUUUUUUUGCCCAGUUAAAUAAAUAGUUCAGCAGUUAAACUCUGGGGUAAAUCACAGGUGGUGAUGGGUUAUGAAACUCUUGUUUUAGCCAGCUCUUUGAGAGAGGAUUCUGCAACUCGUCUAGUGGUUCAAAAUGUCAUUGAGGGAGAGAGAAAUCUGAGCAAUGGAUUCAUAACUGAAUAAUACCUGUGAGAUGUACAGAGUAGGAGGAAGAACUAAGGCUGUUUUAAAGAUGAGUAAAUUGAGAUGAGGUAAGUGAUCUGCACAUCACGUGGGAAACCUAGAUGUAUAUACUUAACAAAUCUGAACAGACCACAAAUUUCGUAUCUGUCUGAAAGUUCUUGGUGCUGCUUGGACAUGCAGGCUGCUCUUUGCAUGUGCCGUGUGCCUUCUGCCAUUUUCACGCCCAGUUACAAAAAUAGAUGCAGCUGCUUUUGAGACAUACAGGAAGAAAAUGAAAAUGUAACAAAUCGAAGACUUGUGCUGGAAUAUGUGGGCGUUGUCUUUGUUCAGAGGCAGAGUGAAAGGGAAGGAAGCAAAUUCUUUAGCCUGGAAGUUAUCGAAACCAAGUUAGUUUUAAAGAUAAAGUAGAAGGGCAUUUCUAGAAACUUACAGAGCAGGAUUCUUGUGUACCUGCACCACAAAUGCCUUUAAAGGGGAAGUAUUGUAAUGGAAUAAGUAGAAUAAAUUGGUGCAGAGGAGGAGGCUGAACACGUACUGGAUGUGAUGGCCUGGCUUGUAUUAGUGAUGGAAUUGUUGCCAUUGGCUUCAUGAACAUUUUGAUUUUGGCUUGUAAGCUACAUACAGUUCCACUUCUGUAGUGAGGAUAAAGAACAAUUAGCAAAUUUGCACAGAAGCUGCUGGUAGAUAUCAGCCAUGAGAUCUAGUCUGACAUUUAAAUAAAGCUUAAUUAAACAUAUGUUUUUCUGGAAAUAUUUGAGGAUUUCUGGUGGUCACACUGUGGCGUUUUCACUUCUAGGCACACAGGGAGUUUGUGGGCAGCAAAAGCAGUUUGACAAGUAGUAUUGCUCUGUGUCUUGUAAAGCUGUAGUUCAGCUGUGUUCAAGUCUAUUAAAACAAUGGUAGCUACAGGGGUAAGGCAGGACUUGGACAAGUAAUGAGCAGUUUUACUUCAGUAGAUGCUGGGGUGAGGGUCCCUACCUCCUUCCCAUGGGAAGAUACCCUAACCCAGGGAACGUUUCAUGCAGCACUUUCAUGGAGGCCUUCACAGAAAGAUAAAUCUCAGUAUGCUUCUCCAGUGAAAUAUAUUACACAUUUGUUAGUUUUUGGGUAACAGCCAAAUCAUUCGUUGUCCCUCCCCACACACACUUCCAUUUAUAAAUGAAGUCUUCAGUCUUUUGAAUGUCAUACAAAACUGUUGAAAACCAGACUUGAGCAAUUGAAAUUCAAUUAGUUCAAUCAGAGCGAUUCAAUUGACACAGCUGAGUUCUGCAAUCUGAACAAAAGAUUUUGCUGUAAUUGUGUAGGAAUAUAUAAAUGCUGAUAUGAUUGUCUUGUCCCCAGUCCUCCAGAAGGAUGCACUGCAUUUUAAAACUUACUGGCAUGCACCCCACUUUCUACUUGAUGCUUUUGUGGUGCUUCAGCCUCUUACAAAAUUGGAGGUGAAAACAAUCCAGGGGAAUACAAGAAAGUGUGUUUCCUGUGGGCAAGCCUGCUGAAUGUUAGGAAUUAACAUGUAAUGUACUGCUAAAUUUGGUGAAUCCGUUUGGUCAUCCUUUCUGUCUUGAGACAGAUGAUCUUGUAAUAUCCAUUUGCAGAUGAUAUUUCUGAUGAAUCAUUUGAGGUUGUGAUUCACAGGUCGACUGUGGUGAUGUUCAAGUCAAAAAAAAAUGAACUUUUUCUCAGAGCAGGAAGGGUUGUGCUGUCUGCUUUUCUUGACUCUACAGCUGUCAGUCUGCAACGCACAAUAGGGUGCAAAGCCAACAAAAAAAGUUUACUCCCCAGUGUGAGAGACAAGAUUCUCCACUAGUUAGAAGCAGAAGUUUCCUUAGUCAUCUUGCUUCUGCCACGAGCAACCAUGCUCUUAGACCUGUUUUCCAAUGGUAUUUGGGACUGGUUGCCACCAGUUUUUUUCUGCCCCUUCCUACAUCUUUCAUGACCACAUCGUGUUUGUCCCUCUUUAGGUUUUCUGUAGGUGAUGGAAGACCAGAGUCAUUCAUCUUGCUUCUCGUCUCCCUUGCUUUUGCACGAGCGUGAAACCUACGGUCUCACGCGCAGUUCUGGUGUUAGCCAGCUCUGUUUUCUGAUGGAAGUUAAAAAUCUCGUGUUGUCUGUGUAAAUGAAGCACAAGCUUAUGCAUCACGUAAUUAAAGUGGAGAUUCUCAUCUUCCUCUGCCAGUUCUCCUUCAUCACUGUCUCAGGCACAGCAGAUGAAACAGCCUUAUUUGCUUAUCAUGCAAAUUCAAAUCAGGCAUCGUCUGAAACAAGAUCCUCUCUAAUCCUUACUAGGGUUGUCUAGACUUCCAUAUUUCUAUGUGAGAUUUUAGAGAUGAGAUCCUUGGCCAUCUGCACAUGUAAAACUUCUGCAACGUUUCACGGUCUAAUUAAUCACUCCUUCCAGUGUUGUUUUCCCUAACAUGAUGGACUUCACUGAGUGUUACUCCAUUCAGAGUGAUGCUGUGGAGGGUGUUGUACAGGGUAGUGGUUUGAUACUGCAGCCCUUUCUUGUGUUCUGCUCUCUUGCUUCAAAUAGCAAGUAUUUUUCUUUACCUUAGGUCCCAGAUUGCAGUGUGCCAGCCUCUGUUGUCUGCCUGUCGCAUUUAAGAUCAUUGUUUUCAUAUGAGGAAGAAUAUCACAUAAACAGCCUCUUCUCCUAAGCAACCCUUAAUUUUCCAUUACUGUAACGAUUGCAGAAGUCCUCGGAAUUAUCUGCUUCCAUGCAGCUGGGACCAUAAGUGUUGUCUUGCUGUUUCCUUGGACCUUCCUACCCAUCUAUUCCACUGUUAUCUCUCGUAUUAUAUUUUUGUGCCUGUUGUGGAAUUUAUCUUGUGUGUUUAUUCUGUCCUGGGACCUGGCAUGAGUCAGAGGUUAGACUUGAUAGACAUGAUGGUAAAACAAACAAAUAUGGAUGGAACAUGAAAACAUCAGACCUUGACUCACAAGUAUGGAGAGUGAGCUAGUCCAUAAUUCUGUUCAGGACAGGGUCAGCCACAGUGUUCUUAACAGAUGUUUCUGUGGGCUGCUCUUGGAGCUACCUGAUAAUGGAAUUUCUGCUCCCCCCAAAUUAAUUCCCUUACCUUGCUGUCCUUGCUAGUCAUAUCGUCUGACCUGAAUCUUCCAUUUCUUUUCAUAUGGGGGACGAAUGGGUAAAAGGUAAUUCCUUUUGAUAUUGUUAAUAUUUAGUUUAAAGUCCUUACAGAUUUUGUGGUUUCUUUGUCAGGCCAGCCACCUCUGUUUCUCCAGCCUCUCCCUGUAUGCUGUUUUCUGAACAGAUGGUUGCUCUUUCUGGCUUUCUGGCUGUAGCCUGGAUCAGGCAGGCUUUCUUAGGGCACAGCAUUCAAAGCUGUGGGUGCUCUACUCCAAUGAGACCUAGGUUAUGUUUGUCUUUGUUCCCCACAAAGUGCAGUGCUGCUGUCAAACUGAAAAAAUAACCACUGUUGACUCAUGCUCACCUGUAAUUUCUCUGUAACCAUACUUUUUUUUUUCCCUACAGUCUUCCUUCUGUCUGGUAUUUGUGGCGAUUUGUGGUGGAAGUAAGUUGUUGCAGUUAUUUCUCAACGAGGAUCUGAGUCUGGAUGGUCAAUGUGUUAAAGCAAAACUGUGUGAUCAGCACAAGGAAACUGCAUGCCUUCGUACUGGAAACACAACUGGAAAACAGCUGAGGCUGUUCAGAACUCUGUGGUGGGAUAUAAGGCAUCUGAUUUUUUUUUUUUCAUGAUGUCUUGGAUUUAUCCCUGCAGUAGCAGUAUCUGUUAUAUCAAAACCCAUUACUUCUUUGACAUUUAUCCCUGAGGUAGUGUAGGUAGAAGGAGGAAUUUUAUCCUUUUUCAACUUUCACUUUUGUGAACCUGAGCAAAAGUGAACCUCCCGUGUACUUGAUGACAUCCAUUACAAAGGUAACCUUAGUUGUUCUUCUCUGGACUUGUUCCUUGCUAGCAAGAAUAAUUAGAUAUUAUCCCACUUUUCUUAACUAUCUCGUCCUGGGCCUCGUUUAUAAUGUGAGGGAUCCCAGUUUCAUUGCUGAAUCUUGAAUUUUAGAGACAACGUGAGCAAGUGUAACUGUAUCAGAUGCUUUGAAGAGUGCAGGCCAAGUGGCUGAAAUCUGUUCUUCUUAUCCAUGCAGCUCUGAGUGCUGGGGCAGCUGAGGAGCAUGCUGUGCCAGUACCAGGCCGAACAAAACCUCACCAGGAUUCUCAGACUGAUAAAAACAAUCCUGGAGGAAAUGGAAAAAAAAAGUCUGAAUAGAAGAAUUUCUUGUUAUUAAUUGCUAUCUGUAUCGGGUGCAGUACCACUAUUCUAGGCCUUGGAAAAUGACAUGUUAUUUCCCUUUCCUUUUAAAUAUGACAAAAGCAAGCCUAGGACUAAGUAGUAGAUAUUAAAUAUUGAAUAUUCCAAAAGGAUUUGUCAUCUGCUAAACAUAAAAAGACUUUUCUCCAAAAAGAAGAAGGCUAGCUAGGCCGUAUAUAUUUGUUUUUCUCCGUACAGGUCGUGUAUUCCCACUUCAGCUUAAACUAGAUAAACAGUUGAGUAAAUGGAAGCACUGCCCCUUAACAGAAAUGCUAUUACUAAAAGCAGUAAGUGAUUUAAUCAAAUGAGUUUCACGGUAUUCACAGUUCACCCUCUUGUGUGCUAGAGUUCAGCAUUGUACAAACAGGAUCAGAAAUUCUUUGCUUACCUAGCAGCAAAUUGGCUGCUUAGUCAGAUACGCAGAGCACGCUGUUGAGCAUACAAUGCCGAAAUAAAGUUUUGAUAAUUGAGCUUUCUUUUAUGGCAUCGUUUGUUGCGGGGUCAGAUUUUUCGGAGAGCAGCUGUACAGAGUCCCUCAGCGUGCUGCGUGUCUUCUGCAUGGAGCUCAAAGCACAGAUCUUCACACUGCAGUGUAUGGUUGGAGAUGAGCUAGGGAAAUAUUCAGAGGCUUCCAAUGUUAUUCCUGCUUAUGUGCUGCGUUUCUCUUUUUAAAAAUUCCCAGAGCUUGCAAUAUAUGGUGUGUAUUUAAAAAGCCCCACGAGGAGGGGAAUAAAAUACAUUUUUCUUUCUUUUCUCCGUACUUCAUGAAUAGCUCCUUUCUUGAAAACCACAAAUGAUGGGACCUUGUUUAUUUUCUUACAUCCAUUUCUGCUGUUUUCGCGGUCAUCUUAAAAAUGUUCUGUUUCUGUCAUUGUUCCUUAAAUAUUUGCUUUCCUAUCUCAGAUGGCCUUAUGAAUGGAAACCCAUAGGAAAUGAAUGUUUGUGUUUAUUAACGCUUUAACUUCUGCUAGUUAAGAGCUCUGGAAAACAGAGCAGUAUGGGCAAAACAUGGAAGAGCUGCAUUUUGAAAUGCUGUACGUGCAAAUGCUUGGCCACCAUCUGUUUUCUCCAGGGCUGCUCCGUGAGUCAAGUAGGUGUUCAAAACUGACCACUGAUUUGAGUGAAGAUAGAUACAAAAAGCAUCUGCUGGCAGCUGUGGGAUAUCUUAACUAGAGGCAUCAGAAAGCACAGUGAGUGUGGAUGAGAAUGCAUGUUGGUAAAGAAAGGUGGGUGUUCACCUGGGCAGAGUCAGGCUCUGAAAUACAAAAGGCUGAAUUAGCAUGUGCAGGUAUGUGGAACUGCAUUCCAAUGUGUGUCCUCACUCACAGUGACCGAGCGAACCGAGCUCCUGUGUAUGCUAGACUUGUUUCACUGUGCCUGAACCUAAUCCACUCAGAAGUUCAGGAUAAAUGAUUAUACAAAGGGGAAGAAAAAUGACCUGAGCGUUUGUAUUCUGUUUGUAUUCAGCAGUAUGUCUAUGAGAUUUAAAAAAUAUAUAUAUUAAGUUUCAGAUGACGGGUUUCUGCAUACAGGUUACUGAAGGUAAAGUCUGGUAUAUGGGAAAAGUCAGUGCAAGGAAAGUACUUGUUAUUGUGAUAAAUUUAAUCAUUUUUUUUAUUCUGUGAGGUUGAAAAAAGAAAAAAGGGAUUCUGGUAUGAUAUUUACUACCUUGGGUGAAUACUGGAGAGGGAUUUUUGUUCCUCUGAGAUGAAGACAGUGGCUCAGCAAGUCAUGGUUUUCACAGACACCAACCAAACCUUUUCCCCUUGAUCUCAUCUUCAGCUCGUGCCAGCCUUCCCCUUCCUUCUGUAAAGACUCAUGUCUUUCUCUUCAUCUCUGACUGUGAAGGAAGCACGGGUGCGACUUACAGCUAGGAGCAGGAAAUGAAUUUAAGCAAAGGGAAGUGCUGCUGGGAUAAUAUAUACAUUUCUGCGAAGGGCUUCUAUCACAAAUUCAUCUCAUUCAUAUAUGAUACUCUAUGAUUAUAUAUGAAUUCCGACAAAGAGAAGAGGAAAGGCAAUAAAGGAAGUACAGAAGGAUUUGAAUUAACCAGGGCAUCCUAUUCAGAACCUCAAAGAGCAAUAAAAGGUCUGCACUACUGAAUAGACAAAGUAAAAUAAUCUGAGUGUAAGUGCAGUCCUGUGGAAUCGUGGUGCUCCAAAGGGGCUGUGAGUGGGGUCCUGCCAUCCUGUUGCAUUGCUGCCCGCUCUCCCCAGGCUGUUGUUUGCUCAAACCAAACCCAAGGUUAGGAAAACACAUGCUGCUGUCGUGAGGUAAAUGCUGGGCAAGCAGUCAAACGAGGGAGGCAGAUCCAACCACGUGCUGGUUAUUGAGGCCCCCUGCUCUUUGUGUUUCAUUGCUGGGAUUGCAGGCAAUGCCUUGGAAUAGUGGAGCAGAAGCUGGUUGUUUGGCUGGUGAAACAGCUGGGAAGAACCACUUUGGGGUUAACCUAGCACUGCCUUGUGUUGUAGAGCAUUUUUUCUUUUGAUGUAGUAAUAAUCAUACCUGCUGCUUAAUUUGUUCACUAAUAGGAAUGAGUACAUGUUUUAUCCUUUCUUUUAAGGUAGAAUAGUGAACACUAGCUGUGUGUUUGGUCAGCAUUAACUGUCACAUUGUGUUUUAUCCUUAGUUAUUCUUGUUUCAAGGCAAGUAUAUGUGACUCUGCCAUUAGCGUGGCUGUAACUGAGCCCUAAAAUGGAACUGUUGCCUACUGUGCAUAGCCAGGUAGUCCAAAACCAACAGCAGAAUACUCUUGUCUUUGUGUAGAUGACUGUGGCUGUAUGGUGAACGUCACUUAUGCUAAAGUGCUUUUAACUUGUUGCCCAACAAAAAAAAAAAAGUGUUGCGGCAGCACUUUGUUAGCAUAUCCACUGCUGUUUCCAGGAUCUUAUCUUAUGUUUUUGGCUCUGGAAUUCUGCAUCUCUGGAUUUCUAGAAACUGGAUUUGUUGCCCUUCCAUGAAUUUAGUAAAUAUAUAUCGCAAAACAGACUUCAUUUUGUAUUUUCCCCGGGGACUCUGUGUAUACAGUACAGGAUAAGUUUUGCUAGCUGUACUUGAUUUUAACAAGUCGGAGUAAUUGAGAAUAAGGUAAAAUCCUUAGUGUAUACCAGCUUGGACCAGGAGGUAUUUGAGUGCUGUGAAGUUUGGAUGGAAGAAAGGCUUUUCGGUCUGUCUUAUAUUUUAAACAUUAUUUUACAUAAAUAUGUUCCUAGGAUUUUUGCUCUGAAAUUUCUCUUUAGCAGCGCUCCCUGAUUUGCACCUGCGUUUCCUCAGCAGGACUAACCAGCUUUCUGCUUUGUAAUGUUACUGUUAGAAAGUGCAGAGGUAGUGAUAGGUAGCAGUACUAUCGCUUUCUACAACUUUACCAUUCCACUGACACCAAUGUUUGACACGCACGAGAUGCGAGAGAUCUGGGAAUUGAGCAUCAUCUGGAGCAGCACUCAGCUGCAAGCAGAAAGAAGGAAUGAAGUGAUGGAGCAGUCUGAGUGCUGGUGCGUGCUGAGGUUUCUCCAGGCAUGGCUUGUGGCCCCUUGCCCCAGAAGAGGUGUAUGUAUGACCUAAAGAGGCACUGGCCAGCUCCUAGGCUCCUCAGCAGGCUGUGACACCCUCUCAAGAACGUUCUGCCAAUGAAUAUGCUGAUGAUAAAGUGACUUUUACCUUGCAUUUCACCGGGGAAGUGUGUUGUCAAUCAUUACCUUGCUGGGCUGGUUUAACGGGGUGGAGAUUCUAGGAAAACUGGUGGGACUGGAACUAAGUCAUACUCCUUCAGUAUUAAAAUGGAGCUAGGCUUCUGAAUUAAAAGUGGUUAUUUGCCUAAUUUCCCUUCAGAUGUUCUAAUAUACACAGGGAUCCAAGGCUAAUUCUCUGCUGAAUUGCUUUUGGUUGGCUCAGAUGCAGAUCUCAGAGUGGGAGGAGGGCAAGGAGUGACCUGUGGGUGGGAAAUGGGCUACGUAGGAAACUUGGGAGUCUUUUAAUCGCUUCCUUCUAAAAUAAACUAAUGCAUUUGUAAUAUUUUCUUUGAGCAGAGUUUCCUGCGGCUGAUAUCUGUUCUGUGGGCUGUUUGCUUUGUCCAAAGAUUUCUAAACCUUCUAUAGACCUAACAUACUAUUUAGGAAGACGUUGUCUUCCUAUUAGCUGCGUGCUGGCCGUUGCCAUCCUCCCUUUUGUUCCUUAUGGAACCUUUGCUCCCUUCCUCAUCCAAGCAGGCUCUCCAAGAGCGCGGUUUGUACCUGGGACGUGGACGGGCCAGGACAGCAGAGCACCAGCAGGCACUUGGCAGAGAUGCCAGAGAGCUCCCUUGGUGGCCCAGGAAACCCAUUUCCUCCGAGCUGCUGAAUAGCAGCUGUUUCCUAACAAAUUGCUUUGUUUGUCAACGCGGGGUACUUUGUAGCACAAAGGCCCGCAGGAGAUUUCAAGCAGGGGCAAGUGACUUGAGAGGCUUGAGAGUGGAUGUAUUUGCUGCAACUGGUGCCAUCCUUAUGUUCCUGCUAUCUCAGAUUCCUGCUUCAGAUUGGAGAUCUCUAUAGGUUCAUUAGAACACGCUCUUUACUAGCACAUUAAAAGUGUCAGGCGUAUGUUUAUCAGAUGUAGGGCUGGUCUAAGCACAAUAGUGCAGGCAUUUAGGCAUAGUAGUUGUGGUUUUAUGAACUGUCAGUGUUUGUGCAAAUGUAAUUACCCAGAUACAGGCAAGCUUAAUGAAUGAACUGGAUUUCUUUCAAAUAAACUUAGUCUUAUCAGUACAAAAUCCGUGCUCAGGCAAACCUUUACUCUUGCUAGUUAUAUGGUGUUACAAACGUGGGAUGUACUCUGCAAGGUGUAUCAUCGAAAUGCUUUCCUUAAUCACGAGGAAACUGAGGAGAUGGUAUGAGGCACUUCAGGGAAAAGUGGUGUAGAGAGGUUUUGAGGUGGUUUUCUUGUUUGUUUGUUUUUGGAGUGGGAGAAUGCAGGGCUCUAGAUGUCAAGGAAGAAGCGUGCUUGGCAGGCAAUUCAGAGAUUGUUUCAAGUGUACCAGAGUGGCAUUGCCAGUGCUAAGUAUCAAAGCUGGCCUUUUGCAUCCAGUUUCCAAUAAACCCUGUGCAAUACAGCUGUAAGCACUGGCGGUGCUGCUACCGCCUGACUGUGAUAUUGGGCCUGAUUCAACUCUGUCUGCCACUCAUCCUAAAGGAAUAAUUAGCUGUGUUUUAAUAUAACUGAGCAAUAGGUAGACCAAAGCCUGCACUACCAACUCGCAACAAAAAUAAGUUAUUUUGAGAGGGAUGUGUUUAAAAAUCCCACUCUUUUCUCUGCCACCUUCCCUCCAGCUGCUUUGCUGGUAGCACGAACCUCUUGGGGUCCCAUUCUUGCUGAUUUGUUUAGAGGCUGGAGUGAUCUGAAAUACCUGGAUAGAAGUUUCCAACCGAAACAUCUGUUUUUUAAAAAUGAACGUGUGACGUUUCGGUAACGUUUGGGGAAAACACGUAAAAUCCUCACAAACAAAAAAACCAAGUUUGGGUUUGCCUUUCCCACCUCAUUUUCUAGUUGAUAGCGUAGUUUGCCUUUCAGACUCCUGACGCUGCUCUUCUCAAUCCCUCGGGGUGCAUCACGCUUCAGCAGUCCCAGCUGGGUGCUGGGUUUUGGGGUGAACUGCCGACAGCUCUCAGCUACCCUGCAGCUUCUUCCCUGUGCGUGCGGGGCUGCUUUGCAGGAGCUGCUAUUGCCGGGUGCUCAGCGUGCUGCUGCAGGCUGCUGUCAGUGCAGUGCCAGGCUCUGGUCCUAGCAAGGACUGCGAGGCAGAAGCUCGGGCUUUCUGGGCCAUUCUGUUGCAUAUUGUAGUAGAUCUAUUUUGUAGUGCUAAAGCAAAACUUUCCCUUUCCCAUGCGGUUUUCAUUUUGUUCUGCAAUAUCAACUUUGCAUCCCGAUUCAGAAGUAAUUAGAGCUGGCCUGGAACGGGAUUCCUCUUCUAACGCGUGUAUUUCCCCUGAUUUUCAUGGGGCUACUCAGGUAAGGUUAAACAGCUACACAGUGAUACUGAGCUCACAGCUGCAAGUCUGUAACAGGUUCAAAGCAUCCGGCCAGACUGUGGAUAGUGAAUUCUGGCUAUAAUGAAAUAGUUGAUAACUACUGGGGAAAGAAGGUAUGGCUGAGUUUCCCUUCUGAUUUUCAGAGGCAGCGGUUUUUUAAGGGGCAUCGAUUGCCUUUCCCAUUGGAAAUUAUUUAGAAUCCUUCUGUAAACGGUCGGUGGUGUUACGCUGGGCCGCACUGCUAUGUAAUGAUACACCGUGCCCGUGGAUCUGGGGGCUGCCCCAGGAACCCCGAGUGCUGACGCAGGCAGCCCAGCAUGGCAAAUCCCGCAGCUGUGCUGCUGCCGCCUGACCUUGGCCUGCUGCCUGCUGCGCCUCCAGCCCCAAAGCUCCUUGGAUCUCCUUGGCUUGCCUGGAUCUCCAAAAAUCUCUUGACAGGUGAAAAUGGCUUACUUUGAAGUCCCUUGGAGAGGCCGAUUCCCCUUUGGUCUGCAGUGCACUGCACCAGUGCCUGCCUUGCUGCUCAUGUUUGUUUGCUCCGAGCCCGGUGCCUCUACUGUGCUCUAAAUAUUCCUCGUUUAACGAAGCAAAGUUCUUUAAUUACUAUCUUUCUUUCUGGAAUGCCACGUGGUCCCUUGGUCUUUUGAUACUAUCAGACUGAAAGGGAGAAGAAAAUCCUUUAAACAAUUUUCUGACUCCCUCUAGAGGAUUUCCUUCCGAGCCCAGGAAUGGCUGCGCAGUGGGAGCAGCAGAACCUUGGCUCCCUGUGCCUGCACAGCCGGGUUUCAGCGCAGGUUGCAUCUUUUCCAGUUCCCACAGCCUGCUUUUCUUUUCCUGUCAGUUCCUGCUAACGUCUCCCUGAUUUUAUUCCCACUGUUCUUUAAAUAUAAACGCUCACAGUCCAUUUUUCCUUAGGCAACACAGGCUGGGCACUCUCUGCCAAAGAAUCCCUCUGCAGUCGUUGCUGCGUGGAGAAUGGCUGUUUUCACGUGUACUGAUUCCUCUGGACCAAACUUUGGGGAUGCCCCUCAAGGGAAAACUUACAUCUCUCCUAUCCCACUGGUGACAUCCCAGUGCCUGCUGCAGCGGGGAUGAUGGCUUCUUUUCCCCCUGUCAUACUGAAGGGUGCCCAUAGGUUGCUUGCAUUCCUGCAGCAGUCCUUCCUCUUGCUGCCCAUUGUGUCAUGCCCCACCUGCUGAAAAAUGCCAUUCAAGCCGAGCGGGUGAUGCGGCUUCUUUACAAAGGGCCCAGGAGGAGUGCAGAGCUUUGUGAUAGAGCAUCCUAACGUGGGCCCUCAGAAAGGUGCUAACUUUGUGCCUGUGGAAAGAAAAAUCCUCUGCAUGAGCAGUUUCUGGUGAGUGUUUAAAUAAGGGAUUCACUCCUCGUUCCAGAUGCAUUGCCUGUUUAACCAUUCAGUCCCCAUCGCUUGGAUGUCUGACAUUAGGGGACUGCUGUUGCAGCGGCAGGAACAAGCUGUCCCAGCUCUCUGUGCUUCCCCUUCUUGCCUCAAAAUUCCUUUGUUCUCUUCCUCACCACACAGCCGUGGGUCAGGGCUAGGAGCUGGGUUACUGCUGUGCUGAACCAUGCUCGUUUUGGUACGGGUUGCAGCCACCCCUCAUUUCCUAAAGGAUUGUUAACCAGAACAAUCGCCUUAACAGCAGAUGAGGGCCAGUAUCAUUGGAGGGAGGUGAUCCUCCCCCCUGAGGCCACAUUUAGAACACCGUGUCCAGCUCUGGGCUCCCCAGUUCAGAACACACAGGGGUCGCCUGGAGGAGGGCCGCAAAGAUAUACAGGGCCUGGAGCAUCCCCGGAUGAGAAAAGGCUGAGUGACCCGUGCCUGUUCAGCCUGGCGAAAAGACUGAGAGGGGAUCUGAUCAACGUUUAUAAAUAUCUAAAGGGAGAUGUAAUAAUCAUUCCAUCCCUCUUUGAACGCACUCGGCAGCGCAGCACCCGGCGGUGCGCCCAGCGCCCUGACCUGCAGCGGGAGAGCGCAUGCUCCGCUCCACGGCGCGGGGCCCAACGGGCAGCACCGCCCCGCACCGCCCCGCAUUGCAUCGCCCCGCACCGCCCCGCAUUGCAUCGCCCCGCACCGCCGCCAUGGCGCUGGGGCUGCUGCUGGGGCUGGGGCUGCUGCUGCUGCCGCCCGGCGCAUGGCAGCAUAACUUCAGGGCUGAGAAGCACACGAAGCUGAUGGUGACUCCAUAUGGAUCGGCAGAGAUGUCGGAUGAGGACUCGGUCAGUGCCGCAGGCCUUGCAUCUCAGACAACCCCAUCCAGGCCAGAAGCAGCUGCAGAGGAGGAAAGCUUGGGGCACCUGCUGGCUGCUCUGCAGCACGCCAUGCGAGGAGCUCAGCGCUCAGCGGGGACGGCCGCCCCCAGCCCUACCACCACUGCUCCUUGUCUGGAGGCAUGCAGGAGGCGUGCUGAAAAGCAGAAAGGAGCAGGGAGGGGCACGGUGACAAGAAAACCUGCUCUGUCAGCAGUGCCAUCCCUUCUGCCCCAGCCAGGUAUUUCUGUCUCUUUGUGCGGUUUCGAGUCCCCGCAGCUGGCGGCAGCCAUGGCAGAGCUGGCCUCGGCGUUCCAGACUGCGGGUGCAAAAAGGGAGAAUGACAUUCUUGACCAGUUAAAGAAUGGCUUCAAUGACAUCUUUAAAGAAUGUUUUUAAAGGAGCCGUGCUAAAAAUCGCACUUGAAGUUCCGUAACCCCAACCCUACUGCCAAAUGAUGGAAAAGGUUGCACGAGUAAAGGUGACUGCUCGGUGGGCUUCUCCAAACUUUAGUGGUUCAUAUGCGUGUACAGGAGAUGGCCGCCCAAGGCAGUCACACUGAGAGCAUUUUCAGUUCCAUGCCAACGUGCUGAUAAUAAAUUGGCUCCAGCAAUUUCUCUUUCUCUCACGUUGUGCUUUUUUUUUUUUUUUUUUUUAAUUUUUGAUGGGCAUGUUUUCAUUUCUGAUCGUUGGAAAACAAGUUUUUACUGCUAGGUAUUGCACGGUCCUAUUUUCAUUUUCUGCCGCCAGGUGCCAGCUUUUUGGAGCCGUACGUUAUGUCUGUUUUCUUACUGUUGCUUUCGGUUUGGUUUUAGUUCAGUUCCUUGAAAGUUUCUGCCAACUAUUGCUCUUCCUUGAACCUCAGUCUUCUGCGUGGGCUCGGGGUGGAAGAUGGGAGCUCUCUUCCCUUUUGACAUAGAGGCACCUUUAAGCUCAACCUGUUCACAAGUGUGGUUUUGAGUUCAGUAGCCAGGACAUCCUUCUUCAUCCCUUUUCUUCACUGGAAUGGAGGAUCCACACCAUGAUUACGUUUGAAGUUUGGCAUAUUCGGUUGAAAUGUUUCCUUAAACCUUUCUCUUCUGCUGCUCUAUGAAAACUGAAAGUGCCGGGCUGCUGGCUUAAACCAUUGACAUCUAAGGUGCGUCAAAGUAAAUGGUUCCAGGGGAUAAGAAUGUGACGUGGAGAUGGUAAAAACGGUCCAGGAAGGAGAUAGGGUCGGUGGUGUGAUCCAUCAGCAGUGGCACUCUUGGUAAGGGAGAUGAAAGCUCAGGUCAGUGAGGUGGGAGCUGGGCUGCUGUGGGACAGUUCUGAAACACGUGGGGUAAGGAGUGAGAAGUCAGAUCUGUGGUCUCCUCUCGGGGCAGCUGCAGUGAGCCUGCCUGGCUUCCCACCUGGAGCCCUGUGCACAGAGAUGGACUUUUUGAUCGCGUGGAAGAGGUUCCUUCAUUUUUGCUUACAAAGGAGUGAGAUAAUUGUCCGUACGUAAUUUACUCGCGGAAGAAAAGCCCUCAAGAAGCUGACGGCUUGGGGUUUUCUUCUUUUCUUCUUGAUGUGGUUUGUCUGCAGUUAGCAACCCGUGUUCCUGCAGUGGGUCACCGAGGCUGCAGAGCAGGGGAAUAAGGGGCAGUGAACGCAGUGAAUGCAUUUUGAAUACAAAAUCAUGGGUGCUGUGUGUGCGACCAAUGGUCUGCAGUGCUUUGGGUGAACGGCCGCAUCGCUGCCUGCAAGGAACCUCUAAAGAGCUCUGCCUUUAAAGAACCUUCAAACCUGCCCUUUUAUUUCUCAGAGCAUUUCGACGGGGAUCCAUACGGCAGUGUCAGAGUAGCUCUAAAAUAAGGAGGUAAUUAUGGAAACGUCACAGCCAGAUGCUCCUUAAUGGUUCCGUUGAAAACCAUUUUUGUUUUAAUUUGACAUGAAAAGCUUUCGCAGGACUGAAUUAACAUAAACCUUUAAAAAGGGGAUGAAGGGACUGCGCCUCCUCGGGGAGAGCUCUGGGGCUGAGCACUGGCUCUGUGGGCACUGGGAAGGGGAGCUGCAUCCACGUCUGAUUGAAGGUGAGCUUCAGGGUCCGGGCUGUGGAAGCGUGCCAUCCUCCCAAGACAAGGCCUUGUCGUUUUUCUCUUGUGUUUUAUACACCUUUAUCUUUACUGCUUCGUAGAAACAUUUGGGUAAAAUCUGAACGGAUUGAUAGCGAAGUCUUUGUAGAUACAGUUUGUUGAUACAUGCGUACCUGCACUAUUUCUUGCCUUAAUGCAAAAUGCUGAUAGUUGACAAAUACAAAAUCAGAUUGAUUUUUUUUUUUAAAGGAGAUUAUAUUUUGUGGAUGGUACUUUAGGUUGCUGUGUAUUGGUGGAUAGCUGCUCCAGGUGCUGCAGAUCUGGCAGCACCCAGCUCCAUGUGCUCGCAGCCUGGAGCAGCAGCGUGUGUCCGGGCCUCUGUGGUUUAUAGCUUUGCAGAUGAGAUGUGUGGAUAGCAAAGUGACUCAGUGCAGGGAAGCUGGGGUACAGGUGGGCAGGUGGUGAUGCUCAGCAGCACUAGGUGCCAUCAGGCUCAGCAGAAUGGCUGGGUGCUGCCCAGGCUCCCCAAAGCUCCCAGCACCUCCAUGCUCCCUACUCUCCCAUCCCGCUGCUCGUCCUGCAGGCUCCCAGUGCCAUGAGCGCGGCCGAGGACGCAGCGUGGCUGCAUUGGGUGACGGAGCGGUUCCAGAGCAUCGCGGGGCAGGAUGAGGAGAUCGGCCUGGAGGAGUUCAAGGCAGCCCUCCAGGUGAAGGAGUCCUUCUUUGCAGAGCGUUUCUUUGCGCUGUUUGACACGGAUGGCAGCGGCACCAUCAGCCUGGGGGAGCUGCGCAGCGCCCUGUGCCUGCUGCUGCGCGGCACCGCUGCCGACAAGCUGCGCUUCCUCUUCCAGGUCUACGACGUCGAUGGCAGCGGCUCCAUCGAUGCGGCUGAGCUGCGCCUGGUGCUGCAGGCCUGCCUGCACGAGAGCGCGAUCUCGCUGCCGCCGCAGCGCCUGCACGACAUGGCCCAGGUGCUGCUCGAGGCGGCCGACAAGGAUGGCAGCGGCUCCAUCACCUUCCAGGAGCUGCAGCAGGAGCUGGAGGCCGUCCCGGGGCUGAUGGAGAACCUGACCAUCAGUGCUGCCAGCUGGCUGAAGCCCCCAGCACCAACACGGAGGAGCCAGCGGCCGCGCUGCCUGACGGCAUGGUACUGGCACAACCACCGUGGCCAGCUCACCUUCCUGGGGGGCUACGUCAGCCUCAACCUGCUGCUCUUCACCCUGGCUGCCCUACAGCACGUCGGCCACAGCGGGUGGGUGGCGGUGGCCAGGGGCUGCGGGCAGUGCCUCAACUUCAACUGCGCCUUCAUCGCCGUGCCGAUGCUGCGGCGGUGCCUGACCCGGCUGCGUGCCACCUUCGUGGGCAGAGCGCUGCCUCUGGAGCGCUGCGUGGCCCUGCACCAGCUGGUGGGGAGCGCAGUGCUGGUGCUGGCCGUGCUGCACACUGGAGCACACCUGGCCAACUUUGGCAGGCUGGCAGGGGGCAGGCACGAUGCCUUCACCGAGUUCCUGCUGACGGCGCGUCCUGGCGGUGGGGGGCUCAGUGGCACGGCCCCACAGACCGGGCUGGCCCUGCAGGUGCUGCUGCUCGCCAUGCUCGCCUUCUCCAGCCCCUGUGUCCGCCGUGGUGGGCACUUCGAGCUCUUCUACUGGAGCCACCUCUCCUACAUCUCCGUCUGGGCUCUGCUCUUCUUCCAUGCCCCCAACUUCUGGAAAUGGUUUUUGGUUCCCGGGGGCCUCUUUGUGCUGGAGAAGGCGGUGGGCAUGGCCGUGUCCCGUUCCAUGGGGCUGCGCAUCGUGGAGGUUCACCUGCUGCCCUCCCAGGUCACCCACCUGGUGAUCCAGCGGCCACGCUCCUUCCGCUACGAGCCCGGGGACUACAUCUACCUGAACAUCCCAGCCAUCGCCGCCUACGAAUGGCACCCGUUCAGCAUCAGCAGCGCUCCUGAGCAGCAAGACACCAUCUGGCUGCACAUCCGCUCGCUGGGGCAGUGGACCACGCGGCUGUAUGAGUUCUUCAGGCAGCCCGAGCCCCCACAACUCCACAGGAACCUGCAGAGGAAGAGGUGGUGGCAGUGGGCACAGGCCACUCCCUGCGCUGCCCUGGGUGAAUCGGGGGACUCUGUGCCCAGCACCGGGGACGCAGCCGUGGAACUGACAUCGUACCGAUGCAGCGGGGCACCCACAGCCACCCGAGGGGCUGAGGAUGGGGACAGGGACCGGGACACGUCCCUGCAGGCGAUUUCCAUGGGGCUGAGUGAGAGCCAGCAGCUCUGCAGCAUCAAGUGUUACAUUGAUGGCCCCUAUGGGACCCCGACACGCCGGAUCUUUGCCUCGGAGCACGCCGUGCUCAUCGGCGCUGGCAUUGGCAUCACACCCUUUGCCUCCAUCCUGCAGAGCAUCAUGCACAGGUACCGCCAGAGGAAGCAGAGCAGCCCCAGCUGCGAGACCUUGCGGGAUGAGGACAUGGCCCUCAGAAAGGUUGACUUCAUCUGGAUCAACCGGGACCAGCAGCACUUCGAGUGGUUCCUUGACUUGCUGGCUGCGCUGGAGCUGCAGCAGGAGGAGCAGGAGCCGGGAGGGCGCUUCCUGGAGCUGCACCUGUACAUGACGUCGGCGCUGGGCAGGAGCGACGUGAAGGCGGUGGGGCUUCAGCUGGCCCUGGACCUGCUGGCCGCCAAGGAGCAGAGAGACUCCAUCACGGGGCUGCGCACCCGCACGCAGCCUGGCCGCCCCGACUGGAGCCAGGUGUUGGGCAGGGUGGCGGAGGAGAAGAAGGGCAAGGUGCAGGUGUUCUUCUGUGGCUCUCCGGCGUUGGCCAAAGUGGUCAGAGCGCACUGCGAGCGCUUCGGCUUCCGCUUCUUCAAGGAGAACUUCUAAAGGCCGUCGCCGUCCUCGCUGCGGGGCGACCACUUCCCAACCCGCCGGGAAGGGGCUGAGCUCGGGGCUGAUGGCACUGGCGUGGUGCGUGGCAUCUCCUGUGCCACCUCCGUGUCCCCUGGUCCUGCAGCGCAGCGUAGGGGUGACACAGGUGGGGCGAGGGGACGGAGUCCUGCAGCCCUCUGUGCGUCCUGGAGCAUCUCUGUAGGGUUGUGUGGGGUACGGAGCACUUGGGGACAGAGGGGAUAGAGGAGGUGGGGGUCCCGGAGCAUCCUGAUAGGGCUUUGGGGGCAGGGAGCGGUGUCCCGGAGCAUUUGGGGACGAACGGAGGGGCCGCGUCCGCUGCUGUCGGGGCUGCGGGUGGAGGAGCGGUGCCACAUGAGGGCACUGCAGCCCCGGCAACGGGAACGGACAUCCCCGGUCCGGGCUGCGAGCGGCGGGGAAACGGGGGGCUCCUGGGGGCCCGCCGCCCCCAGGCACCCCUGCCCCGCUGCUCUGUGCCCUCCGGGUGCAAAAAAAAGAGAUUUUGGGGGGCGUCGGGGGGGCCCAGCGCAGCAAAUCUGACGCUCCGUAUUUUGCUGUGCAUCCGCUCGUGGGCUUUUUCAUCCAGCAAAGCGUCACGUCGGCUCUCACAGCAGCAGGGCAGCGCUGGGGGCUGCCCCACUGAGACCCCCAAACCCGGACCUCUCCUUGCUCUGGGUAUCCCUGGGACAGCUCCUCCUGCACAGAGCCACAGCUUUGCCAAAAUCUGCACCAGAACAUGUGCCCAUGUGUGAGUGCACGGCUUUCCCCUGCACUGUCACACCGCACGGCUGGCUCCAGCCCACAGUGACGUGCAUGGAUAAGGGCACCCAUGUCCUCUCUGUCCCCUUGUGCUGCACAUCCCAUUUGUACGAGUCCAUGAGAUGAACAGGAGCUGAACCUGCUUCAGGCAGCGUGCUAAUUGGGCUGCCUAACGAGUGGCAUCCCAAGCCACGGACAAGGAAAUCACAGCUGAUGCUGGCACCCGCUAUGCUUCCCAGGGCUGCAUCCCACUCAUCUCAGCUCUGCCUCCUGCCUGUUCCAGCUUUGCAUCCCAGCCAUCCCAGUGAGGGGCUGAUGGUAUUUGGGAUGGUGUUGCAUUCAUCCUUGUUUGGGAGCACGGACAUCAUUCCAAGUGCCUGCUCCACACAGCACUGCUUUUUCUGCACACUUUGACCAUAAGUGGGGACUUUUCGAUGUCUUGGGGGUAAUUAGUGCUGCUGCUGCCUCCUGGGGCUUGCAUGGGAGAGCCAAGCCCUGUGCACGUGGAGCUGUGGUCUUUUUAGGGCCGUCUUCCAGGCUGAGCCCAUUGAUGUGCCCAUAUCGUGCAGGCGUUUCCGUGUGGCUCCAUCACCUGGCUAAGGGAAACAGACCCAUCUCGAUCACGGAGUUAAUUACAUCUCCCUCUUCUCCUGGAGCAAUUAGAAGCAGAGUGAAGCAGGAGGCGUCUGCUGAUAGCUGUUCCCCUUUCCCUUUCCUGCUGAACCGGGACGCAACCGGAUGGCGUUGCAAGUGGAGGCCUCUUGCAAAUGCAUGCGUGCUUCUUUUGCAGUUGUGCACGGGGAUUUGGGGGGCAGGGGGUGGAGCUGACAGCAUCUUUUGGGGGGUGUGCGUGGCCCUGCUG
Numida meleagris (helmeted guineafowl) is the source of this 25432-nucleotide messenger RNA. It is a transcript of the gene NOX5, whose product is annotated as NADPH oxidase 5. Gene Ontology annotation, molecular function: superoxide-generating NAD(P)H oxidase activity; calcium ion binding. Gene Ontology annotation, biological process: defense response; superoxide anion generation. NCBI's taxonomy places the organism in Eukaryota, Metazoa, Chordata, Aves, Galliformes, Numididae. The record is from RefSeq and is a predicted model, not a curated record. Gene Ontology annotation, cellular component: plasma membrane; NADPH oxidase complex. The transcript has 23 exons. Bases 21505 to 23787 code for a protein of 760 amino acids.